ACAACAGCCGGCCGUAUUUUCGGCCUCCCACACGGCCGGCUGCAUCUACCGGCGCGGCCAGCGGGCCCAUGCACUUCUAACCCCGCAGGCGCACGCAUCAUUAGUAACGUUGAUUUUUCAUUCAAAACAUCGAAUUGCGCGCCCGUUCAUUUCCCUGCCCUCCCUUUCUCUCUCCCUCUCUCUCUCGUGGGUUCAUUUCUUCUCCUCAUCUUCUCUCUCUAGGGUUCCUCUCUCUCUUCCGUGGGGGACAUUUUGAUCACCCGAAUCCGCUCAUCUGGGGAUCUCACGAGAGCACUCCUGGGGGAUCGAAGCACAAAUCUAUCCAGGUUAUCAUCAAGGUCAUUUUGGAAUCGAGAGGCCGCAGGAAGUGCAGCGAGCAUAUCUGCGGGAUCCAAGCGCAAAUCAUCAGGGGGUUCGUCAGAAAUCCCAGACCCGAAUCAGCGAGCAUAUCUGCGGGAUCCAAGCGCAAAUCAUCAGGGGGUUCGUCAGAAAUCCCAGACCCGAAUCAGCUUUUUCUCUCUGAAACACACUCCAAUUACAAUGCCAAGAGCGGAGAAGCAGCGACAUGCCCGUGCGACAUCAUCCAAUGCAAACCUUAGGAACAGGGCAUCCCCUGCUAGACUUAUCAAGCUAUAUAGAUACAUUUCUGAGGAUCAGCGCGAGAUGAUUGCUAAUGUCAAAUUUGAUGGCUUGUUGAAGAUUGCGUGCACCACAAUGCCAGUGGACUUCGCCAAUUGGCUGAUGUCGGAGUGCUUUGAUCCGGAAUCAUCAGAACUAGUUCUCCCCGGGAGGGGUAGGAUUUUAGUGACACCAAAGGCUGUGGCUAAUAUCCUAAACUUGCUAGACAAAGGUGACGAGGUCAAAUAUGAGUUGGAUGUGGAUGCAAUCAACUUCAUCUACAGCAAGUAUGGAAUUAUCCAAGGGCAAGCACCUAGGAUUAAAGAAAUAAUGGAAAGGAUCAAACAAAACAAGCGCGCAGAUGAGGAUUUUCUGAGAUCAUAGAUGAUGAUUGCAGUGUCAACCUUUUUGUGCCCGCCCACUGGUUUGGGAAUAAGCCCCAGAUGUUAUCCAGCACUUCUUGACCUUACACGCGUGAACAAGCUGAACUGGUGUCAAUUUGUUGUUGACCAGCUCAAGGAGGCAGCCAGAAAAAUGAACAAGCAAAAUUCUGUGAGGGGUUGCAUCUUACUACUUGUUAUUCAUUAGAUGUUGGUAAUGUGCAAAUCCCUACAACCAAGCUCAGGAUUGCAGCAUGGUCAAGGAAACUUUUGGACCAGGUAAUCAAGCUCGAUACAAACCGUGAUGGAUCAUUUGGCAAGCUAAAGCUAAAAUUAUCAGGGAGUUCGGUGGCCCAAGUUUCAUUUUUCCAGAUGGAUGAUGUAAACAGAUUUGUAGCAUUAAAGGCGCCCCCCACACGGCUACUGAGAAGAAGAGAAAAAUCGCCAAUGCUGUGAGUAAAGUUCUGACUGGGGUAUCAGAGUUGCUUGGCACCUUCAUACAAGAUAUGGCUGAUGCUGAAGAGACUCCCAAGCCAGAAUUGAGAAGAUCAAAGCGUAGUAAAACUGCACAAGAAUCUGAAAAUGAUGGCGAAGAAGACAUAGACGAAGACCCAGAUUAUGAUGAUGGAGAGGAGUGGAUUAGCAGCAGCGAGGAUGGUUCUGAUGAGGAUUUUGAGAGUGAAGACAAUCAAGAUGAAGAAGGGGAAGAUGAACAAGAACAAGGCGAGAAAGAAGAAGAAGAAGAAGAAGAAGAAGAAGAAGAAGAAGAAGAAGAAGAAGAAGGGGAAGAUGAACAAGAACAAGGCGAGAAAGAAGAAGAAGAAGAAGAAGAAGAAGAAGAAGAAGAAGAAGAAGAAGAAGAAGAAGAAAAAGAAGAAGAAGAAGACCUUGUCCCCAUUAGUAGACGGUUAAAAAGGAUGCAAUCAGCCACAAGCCAAGCAGGCAGGGUGCAAACAGCAACAGCUACUGACAGCUCUGUUGGCAUUCCUACACUUCAACCAAUGGGUAGCACAGGCAGUCUGAUCAGCAGGCGUUCCAGAUUAAUACUGCCAGACAAGCUGACUAAUGGAGUGGAUGGGAUUAAUAUGGUUGGUGCAACAGAUCAAGGUUGCAGUUCUAGGGACCAAAAACAUAGUAACAAAGCUACUUCAUCGAAGGCGGUUGUUGGUGAUGUCAAAGGGAGUUCAUGGGAUUUCCCCGCCCCCGAUUGUGAUAUUAUGAAGUUCAUUGUAGAUCUCACACCACCUCAGAAAGUAUCCAACACACAAGGCCUUGAUCCUAUAGCAGACCCCGGAUCUGCGUGGACAUUGGAUGGGCUGGAUGAUGAUGUGUAUGAAAUUCUGGAAGCACGGGCUAUUCAGAUCAAUGAGCAAGCAAAGGCCAAGCAUAGGGAUGUAAAAGUUGCAGGAACAACUCAAAUUAUCGGGUCAACAUCUUAUGCUGCACAAGAGGUUCCAAGAGAAGAUUCUAGCAAUAGCAAUUAUUCAGGAGCAGCAGUCAAAGUUGCAGUAACACCGCUACCUCUUGGGACAACUUCUUAUGCAGCAGCACCAGCAAAACAUGCAGACCCCACCAGCUGCAACAUAUCAAGAGCAACAGCAAAAGUUGCAGGAACAUUGCAAGCUGUCAUGACAAGCUCCACCGGGACACCAUCUUUUUCUACGCCGGAGGCGCCAAGAGCAGAUUCAAGCAGCAGCAAGCAUUCAGGAGUAGCGGCAAAAGUUGCAGCAACACCCUCUUAUGCAGCAGCACUAGCAAAAGAUGCAGAUCCCACCAGCAGCAAGAUAUCAAGAGCAACAGCAAAAGGUGCAGGAACACCACAAGACGUCGGGACAAGCUCUCACACAGCAGCACAGGCACCACAAGCUGUUGGAGAUCUUUCCAUCACACCAGAGUAUGCACCUCCACCAAGAAGAGAGCACAAGCUGCCUGCUGCACUACAGUCCCCUUAUCUUAAUGGUGCAAGGAAGGUUUCAUUCAGCUGCAGUAGAGCCGUGACGAAGACUUAUAACGCAGUCUGUAUGUUCUCAGGAAGGUCAACGAGGUCCAAGAACAGGAAUGUAGUCAUAAUCAACUAUUUGUCCAACUAUGCUACACUGGGACAUUUAGUUGAUUCAGUUAAACCAGGGAGAAAGCUAACCAACACUAUCGCAGAGAUUGGCAUUCAUGUAAUUAAUGGCAAGAAGAAAAAGGGUGCAACCAGAUGGGUCAUGCCGCUAUACAUUACGACAUUCCUGCAAAGUCAACAAAUUUACGCCAGCGCGGUCAAACAUGCAUUCACAAAAAGUAAAAACAAUCUAAACCACCGGCAAUUGGUAUGGUGCAAAGCAAACCCCCCCACCCCCCUCUGUGUUCUACCAUUGUAA
Messenger RNA from Panicum virgatum (switchgrass), 3364 nucleotides. Its product is annotated as myosin-M heavy chain-like. The transcript is spliced from 12 exons. Bases 1505 to 3364 code for a protein of 619 amino acids. Lineage: Eukaryota; Viridiplantae; Streptophyta; Magnoliopsida; Poales; Poaceae. The record is from RefSeq and is a predicted model, not a curated record.